AUGACUGACCCAUCGACGAUGCGAAUGUCGAUAAACCACCGUGAACGAUGCCGAAUGCACGAUCUGAACGAGGCGCUCGAUGAUUUGAGAGCCGUCAUCCCGUACGCUCACGGCAGUUCGGUGCGAAAAUUGAGCAAGAUCGCGACGUUGCUGCUGGCCAAGAACCACAUACUCAUGCAGGCCAGUGCCAUCGACGAGUUGCGGGUGGUUGUGGAGCAGUUGAAAAAGGAUCUCGAGCAACGAGGCACAAAAUCGACGGCCAGCACCGACAGCGAA
Molecule: messenger RNA, 276 nt
Organism: Mesorhabditis spiculigera
Lineage: Eukaryota; Metazoa; Nematoda; Chromadorea; Rhabditida; Rhabditidae
Source: the annotation of a GenBank genome assembly